Molecule: messenger RNA, 1407 nt
Organism: Fusarium pseudograminearum CS3096
Lineage: Eukaryota; Fungi; Ascomycota; Sordariomycetes; Hypocreales; Nectriaceae
Exons: 2
Coding region: 1-1407 (468 amino acids)
Source: RefSeq, a predicted model, not a curated record
AUGGCCUUGAGUCGUGGACAGGCUCUUUCCACUUAUGUCUCCGGAAUCAAAAUGUCCCCCGGGACAUCUCCUGCUUCAGUAGUCUUCAGAAAUACCCUCUACAUAUUUUACGCCGGUUCCAGUUCUGAUGGCAUAUGGUAUACGUCCACCGCCGAUGGAGUCAACUGGGCACCCGUCAUCAACGUGAACAAAAAAGGCGCAGGGGCCCUUAAUAUGGCUGAAGGCACAUCUCCUUCUGCCGUUGUCUUCCGCGACGCCUUGUAUCUCUUGUACAACCCUGCUGCAGGCUAUUUCACGUCCUUUACCAAAUUCGAUGGUUCCAGCUGGUCUGCUGUUGCCACGACAAACCUCACGGCCGCAGGACUCGGAUACAGGCCAAAAACAUCACCCAGUGCCGUCGUGUACAGAGACAUCUUGUAUAGUUUCCACUGCGCAGACUACGAAUUUGACGUCAUUCUCCAGUGGAACUCGUUCAACGGAAUCAAGUGGAACGCCUCGAACGGGAACCAGAGCUUCUAUGUUGGACCGCGAGGAUCGCGAGCAGGUCCACUUGACCCUGUUCUGGUUGCUCCCGGAACAAGCCCGAGCGGUCUUGUCUACGACGAUGAAUUAUACUGCUACUUUACCGGGAUGGGCAACACUGGGACUUGUUACGUGACGGUCCAGGAGGGCAAGAUUCUAGCACCUGUUUCUUUGUCGAAGCUGAACACGGGAAUGCCGUUCCAGCCUCAGAUAAGUCCCAUCCCACUGGUACUGCUUGAAAGUUAUGCAGUGCGCUGGUUUUGGGUCGAAAAAGCCAGCCAAACACUAUGGUACUCAGAUUAUCGCAGUGACGGUGGGGAUUGGAGUCCAUUGAAGAAGCUGAGCUGCGACGGAGACGUUCCGAAACUGGCUAUCAAUACCAACAUCACUGCCGUCCAGUUCCUAAACAAGCCAUAUAUUCUCUGGAACUCUGGCACAGGAAUCAGCUUCUGUGCUGGAUUUGUGUGGGAGAUUAGCGAUACCACCUCAGCCAAGCCUAUGCAGCUACUUCGAGAAUCGGACUCUUUUACUGUCAGUACCAGUGACAGUACAUUGGUUACUUUUCUACAAUCAGAGCUUGGAAAUGGCCCGACAGCUAGAGAGUUCAUCCCCGUCUCUCCUCGGCCUGCUACGGUAACUGGGGAGGUUUUCUACGUCUGUCCUCGGCCUGCCGAAGUGGUAUCAGACUUUACCAAGAGCGUCUACAGCAAGUUCGACGUCACUUCUUCCACGCCCCUGGCGACCAAGAUCUCGAUCACAACAACACUGCUUGCCAAUGCAUUUAAGCUGUCAUAUAUAAUUAUCCUUCAGUUUCAGCAGCAGAAGGCGACUUUGCGGUUUUAUCGUUAUAGACGAUCAUUGCUCUGCUUCCUCUACGACGACUAA